Odontomachus brunneus is the source of this 2056-nucleotide messenger RNA. Its product is annotated as esterase FE4-like. Bases 25 to 1668 code for a protein of 547 amino acids. NCBI's taxonomy places the organism in Eukaryota, Metazoa, Arthropoda, Insecta, Hymenoptera, Formicidae. The transcript is spliced from 9 exons. The record is from RefSeq and is a predicted model, not a curated record.
AAGCAGUCUUGUCGCAGUGUGAAAAUGCGCUUCAACAAACUGGUGUUUUGUGUGUUUGUGGUCGGGUGGGCUAAAGCCCAGCAAGAUGUUCAAUUGGAAAUCCCGCAGGGAUUUCUAAAAGGUCUGAAGACCAGUACUGUUUUGCAGAAUGUACCAUAUUAUAGUUUUAAAGGCAUACCUUAUGCAAAACCAAAUGUCGGUCUCAAUAAAUUCCAGAUGCCCGAGCCUGCCGAACCCUGGGAAGGAACAUACGAUGCGACCUACCAUCGCUCCGUUUGUCCUUUAUUCUGCAUGAUACAGCAGGACAUGUUAGGUGAAGAGGAUUGUCUUUAUCUCAACGUUUACACUCCGGUAUUGGACAAAGACGCCCGUAAAGCCGUGAUGGUCUGGUUCCACCCCGGUAACUUCAACAGCGGCCUCGGAGACGACACGUUCUUCGGGCCCGACUUCUUGAUCGAGCAGGACGUCAUCCUCGUAACGCUCAAUUACAGACUUGGCCCUAUCGGAUUCUUGAACACCAGAGAUAAGAGCGCGCCCGGCAACGCCGGCUUGAAGGACCAAGUGAUGGCGUUGAAAUGGGUCAAGGACAAUAUACAUUACUUCGGCGGCUGUCCCAAUCGAGUUACGAUCUUCGGCGAGGAUGCGGGCGCGAGUUCCGUUCAGUUGCACAUGAUGUCACCCAUGUCCGACGGUUUGUUCAACGGCGCCAUCCUGCAGAGCGGAAGCGCGAUGAGCACAUGGGCGAUAUCUUACAAUCCCCGGGAACUAGCUUUCAAAUUGGGAGAGAAGCUGGACAUCGAGACCAGCGAUUCCGCCGAAUUGGUCGCCAAGCUCGCCGAGUUCACCCCAAAAGAGCUGAUCUCGGCUAGCGAGGAAUUAAUGAAGACUGAGAAUACGAUGAACGGUCGUUUUGCGGUGUUCCUUCCGUCGGUCGAGGCUGAUCUAGGACAAGAAGUGUUCCUGCCCGCCGAUCCGUGGACGCUUCUCAAGUCCGGAAAAAUCGCCGAUGUGCCUGUUAUGGCUGGAAUCACCGCCGACGAGAGCGCCUUCUACGUGCAGAUGAUGCUCGGUAAUAUCGAUCAAAUGAAUGAGCACUUCGAGAACUUCCUACCUGAUGACUUAAACGUAACCGACGCCGGGCAGAGGAACCAACUAGGUGAAAGCUUGAAGAGCUUCUACUUCGACGAUAAGUCGAUCUCCACGGAUACCACGAAAGAGUUCAUGAUGAUGUUGGACGACAUCAUGUUUGACGCCGCGACCGCGCUCAGUUUAGAGAUAUUAAGCUCCCGAAUCUCGGCGCCAAUUUACGAAUAUAUAUUCUCUUACGAAGCUCCGUUCGGCAUGUUGAAAAGUCUAUUCCACGUGGAAGACGGUGUCGCCCACGGUGACGAAAUGACUUAUGAAUUUUAUUCCAAUGCACUAAAAAAUCUGCCGCAGAGUGGUUCGCCCGCGGAGAAGAUAAUGCGUAUCUUUACCACGUUGUUGGCAAACUUUGCGAAAGACGGAAAUCCCACGUCACAGUUGGACGAUAACGUAAACGUAAAUUGGGAGCCCAAAGGUACAGAUGAUAACUAUAUGAAUAUUAAUGAAGAAUUGAAGAUGGAGAAAGGUCUACUAAAAAACAGGAUGGAGUUUUGGAAGAGUUUGUACAGAAAUGUUCUCGGCUGAAUGUACGCAAAUGUAUCAACUCAUGCGCGUCGCAUACGAAUGUAUUAACUAAUCAAGUGCGGGAAUAAUAAAUAAUGAUAUGAUUGAUUAUAUCUAUUGGUAUAUCUUACGUGUAUCACAUACAUAUAUGCACACAUAUACACAUUAAUAAUAUGCAUCAUAGUAAUGUGUAAAAAGAUUGUGCUAAUGUAUUGUGUAAAUAUAUCUGUAUAAUAAAAUGUAUCAAUGGGGAAAGCACUUGUGAGAGGCUCGUCGCGCAAGAAAAGUAUCGGGAAACGACGUGGUUGAUUAACUCCGCGUUGGGCUGUAAAGCAUUUAAUUAAAACGAGCGAUUAAAGUCCCCAAACUUGAUAUUAAUUGUUAGCUGACAUAUAAACAGGAAAAAAUA